Patella vulgata (common limpet) is the source of this 1633-nucleotide messenger RNA. Its product is annotated as DNA replication complex GINS protein PSF2. Gene Ontology annotation, biological process: DNA replication; double-strand break repair via break-induced replication. The coding region runs from base 145 to 699 and encodes 184 amino acids. The transcript has 5 exons. The record is from RefSeq and is a predicted model, not a curated record. Gene Ontology annotation, cellular component: GINS complex; nucleus. Lineage: Eukaryota; Metazoa; Mollusca; Gastropoda; Patellidae.
UUAGCAAUAUGGCGGUAAAAACAAGUUACGAAGAAUGAGAAGCAAACUUGUUGCCGAUUUCAGAUGAUUAUUACAUGACAUUUCACAACCAAAUUGUUUGUUUAAGCUUUGAGCUUUUAUUAAAUAUUUCUGUUAAGUUUAAAGAUGAUGGACCCGGCUGAAGUCGAAUUUUUAGCCGAAAAAGAGUUGGUAACGAUUGUCCCCAACUUUGCACAAGACAAAAUAUUUCUGAUUGGAGGAGAUAUUGGACCUCUGAAUCCAGGUUUACCAGUUCAAAUACCAUUAUGGAUGGCAGUCAAUUUAAAACAAAGACAUAAAUGUAGAGUUGUUCCCCCUGAUUGGAUGGAUGUUGAGAAACUUGAAGACAAGAAGCAAGAAGAAACAGAUUCUAAAUUCUUUACUCCAAUGCCGAGUAAAUAUUAUAUGGAAGUUACCCAGAUAUUAUUAAAAUGUGCUACAGCUGAUAUACCUCGAGCUGACGAUGUUAGAACGUUAAUUAAAGAUAUAUGGGAUUUACGUAUAGCUAAACUAAGAAGCAGUAUUGAUACGUUUAUAAAAAGUGAUGCUACACAUGCCAAGCUGAAUCAUUUGACGUUAAUGGAGAUCAAUACAGUCAGAUCAUUUUUAACCCUUUCACUCGAUCAGAUGCACAUUUUAAGGACAAAUUUAACUGGUGGAAUUAAACCAACACAAGACUGAACACGGUGAACUGUUUGUAGAACUUCAGUCUAUUCUCACAGUGAUUAAAGGACCUUCCGUCUAUCCUCACAGCGAUUGAAGGACCUUCCAUCUAUCCUCACAGCGAUUAAAGGACCUUCCGUCUAUCCUCACAGUGAUUAAAGGACCUUCAGUCUAUCCUCACAGCGAUUAAAGGAACUUCAGUCUAUCCUCACAGCGAUUGAAGGACCUUCCAUCUAUCCUCACAGCAAUUAAAGGACCUUCCGUCUAUCCUCACAGCAAUUAAAGGACCUUCAGUCUAUCCUCACAGCAAUUAAAGGACCUUCAGUCUAUCCUUCAGUUUACAUCUUGUAAUUAUGCAUUUGGUCUAACUAUGAGAUUUGUCUCCUGUGUACUGCCUUUAAAGACACAUUAUGGGAGAUUAGAUAAAGAGCUGGCAGUUCUCACUGUAGUAGUUAAAAACUAGAUAAUGUACAGAGGGAAUUUGCUGAAAAUUUUAGUCAAAUUGAUCCACUCUGAACCAAGAUUUCAGCGAUUGAAUUUUAGGCCUAGCCUCGAUCAUCAUUACUAAAGUCGGUACGAUAAAAAACAUAGUCUUGAUUAUCCAUUUCAUGAUUAAAUCUUAAAUGGAAGUAGAACAGCAAAUCGGAACCUAAUGCAAUAAACAUCACAGACUAGCGAUGACAUCGAGAGUUGAUUAUGGCCUGGAUAAGUUAAUUAAUAAUUCAGAUGACAUUUCAGGCCUAAAGAAAGACCUGAAAUCGGCAGAUUUAGCAUUUGCAUAAUGUAUGUUUAAGAGUAACUGAAGUUCAAGGAUUAAUCAUACCUUUUUAAAACACGCUAGCUCUGUUUUGAGUAGCUGGAAUAGACCAAAUUUUGUUGAUAAUUAUGUUUUAUUUCAUGUAAUGGUACGCUGUCUUUGUUCCUCACUGCUUUCCCUUUCAACUCUAUUUUU